This is a messenger RNA of Phialemonium atrogriseum, 509 nucleotides long. RefSeq names its product TFIIH subunit TTDA/Tfb5. NCBI's taxonomy places the organism in Eukaryota, Fungi, Ascomycota, Sordariomycetes, Cephalothecales, Cephalothecaceae. Gene Ontology annotation, cellular component: transcription factor TFIIH core complex; transcription factor TFIIH holo complex. Gene Ontology annotation, biological process: transcription initiation at RNA polymerase II promoter; nucleotide-excision repair; nucleotide-excision repair, preincision complex assembly. The record is from RefSeq and is a predicted model, not a curated record. Bases 95 to 313 code for a protein of 72 amino acids. The transcript has 3 exons.
CCCUUACCUCAGCAACCGUUGCUCAGCUACCAACUGAUUCACGAUUCCUUGGAUUCCCAUAGAUCACGGUUUGGCCUCUCCUUUAGCAGACAAGAUGCCGCGGGCUAUCAGAGGCGUCCUCGUCGAGUGCGAGCCCGCGAUCAAAUCCAUAAUCGUCCACCUCGACAGUGAAAACCACGAUUUUAUCAUCGAAGACCUCGACGAGCAGCGACUCGUGGUUAAGGAAAACAUGGUGCAGCUGCUCAAGCAGAAGCUGGAGGAGCGUCUAAAGGAGACCUACCGGCCGGAGGAACCUCUUAUCGACUCGGACUGAACAGUCAGACGCCGAAAACCAUGGACAGAGUCGGGGACAUGGAUGAUUUAUAGACUCCGCCGACACAGAUGGUCUUCACAGUCACCCCCAUAUCCCUACGAUGUCCCGGUCGCUGCUGCACUCUGCUAUCCUUCCGAAUAUGGUCUGUUAUGGCGGAUGGCCCGCAGGAUUGGGUAUCACGAUUAUCUAUAGAGAA